AUGCUUGGUGCUGUUGGGGUUGCCUUCUGUUGUCGUCGCUGUUGUUUCGAUCUCCUCAACCGGUUGCGAGUGGUGGUGCCUUAUGCUGCUCGGCAGUUGCUGUCCAAGUUCCGAAGGUUUUUAUGCUACGAUCAACAUCUCUCGACACAUGUAGCCGGGCGGUGGUGACCAGCUGGGCAUGAUAACGAGGCAGCGCGCGUGUGAUUCGUAGCAGUAGUAGUAUUAGUAGCAACAGUAGUAGUGGUGUUGGUGGUGACGGUGGUGUUGUUGCGCUGGUGAACCCUUCUGGCAGUGAUCUGAGCACGCGGGGUUAACAGUUCCGAAUCCCCGGUUCAACGGAACAGUUUCCGCUCCAGUCUGGCUCGUGCUGCUAACGCAUAACUUUGACGUGUUUCAUGUGUCCAAGUGUCUCCGAUUAAGUACACGCGUUCGUUACUCCAGUAAUCUGCGCCGAACUUUUUGUGAUACCGGGAAUAAACAAAAUUUAAAUUUAAACAAUAAAAAAAUCGAUUUUUUUUUCUUUCGAACAGUGAUAUAAACAAAGUGAACUCCUUCAAGGGUUAGGUGAUUGGAUAGCAAUUAACAGUGAUUAUCCCGUUUUGUCAGGACAGCCCGUUCCAACAUAACAGGUAAACAGUGAAUGAAUCGCAAAUUAACGCAUUGCUACAAAUUGGUCCCACUGAGUACCGCCGAGUGUGUGAGUGUAUGUGUUUGUGCUGGGCGAACAAAAGCAGAACAACCAGAGCAGCGAACCGCUUAUCAGUCCGGUGCUAAUUGUUUGCCACAAUUGCAGGCUCGGCAGGCUUGGCACACGCCUCGGUGAAACCAAAUCGAACCAUUCGGCCUGAUCUGGAACGAAAAUUGAUAGUGACAACACAGUUCCAAUUGUGGAUGGUGUAAAUUUGAACUGGAUUGUUUUUUUUUAAGUUUGUUUGGCUUGGAAAAUUGGAUUUUGAACAUUUGCUGAUUGCGCUCGCCUGACUUUUGACAGUGGUUAGCGAGAAGUCGAUAACGCAGCUAACUGAAAGUUCAUACAAUCGUUUGAAUCUACUGUGAAACUGGCCAUUAACUAAGAUACUACUGAAUCUGAACUAGUGUGAUAUCGUAUAGUGUUGCUGUAGCAUUUUAGCGGUGUACCAGAGAAUGGAUAGACAGACCAAAAUCGUGUGAAGUUUUUGAGACGUGUUCUAUCGGUACGAGAGGCGACUCCAAAUUGCCAUUGCUGUUAUCAAUUUCGAACUAUCGUCAAGUUGCUGCUCAUUACAUUGAAACAAGAUGAACCAACAGUGCAAAGUUUGCGGUGAGCCUGCGGCCGGUUUCCACUUUGGAGCGUUUACCUGUGAGGGAUGCAAGUCGUUCUUCGGUCGAUCCUACAACAACCUCUCGUCGAUAUCCGAGUGCAAAAACAACGGAGAAUGCAUUAUCAACAAAAAGAAUCGCACGGCGUGCAAAGCCUGCCGGUUGCGCAAGUGUCUCAUGGUCGGAAUGUCCAAAAGUGGUUCCCGCUAUGGACGACGAUCGAACUGGUUCAAGAUUCACUGUUUACUGCAGGAGCAACAGCAAGCCGCCCAGCAGCAGGCUGCAAACAAUCAGAAGGCUGGUCAACCACCGGUGCACGGAAUGUUCGGUCCUCCCGGUGCGUACCCUCACGCGAUGUAUCGGCCGCCUUGCACCAAGGAAGAACUGAUGCUCCUCGGAUUGGAAGAAUACGGAAAGCACCCGUCGGCAUCGCCGUCCGUGAGCUCACCCGACAGUCACAAUUCAGACAGUUCAAAUGAAAUAAACGACCGUCGGAACGCGCUGCUGCGCCAAGGUAAACUCCAUGAUUCGCCUUCGAUCAACAAAGAGCUGUUCCUACCAAUUCCUUUCGGAGGACUGCCACUAAUGCCACCGCCAGGGUUCCUUCCGCCGUCUCAUCUAAUGUUUCCUGGUUUCCAUCCGGCUUUGUACCCCCAUCAUCAGGGUUUGCUGAAACCAGCAGAUCCAACAAUUCUCAGCAGCUCACCGCUUGCCAACAACAACAGUCGCUACACACCAAAUCACAACACUAGUACCAACAACAGCAACUCCACUCCGACAGAAACCAAAUCGCCGGACUCGUUUUCCAAACGCUUCUACCUGGAUGCCAUUCUGGAGUCCCAGCGGUGUCCAAGCAACGAAACCGCAGGAAGCGCUAAGGAACUGGAACCCGAACCCGAGGAGGUAGUUCCAGUUACGAUGACUCCGCCACGAUCACCCACGGUAAGCCGUGCAGUUCAGCAGGAUAAUCCGAUUGAUCUCAGCAUGAAAACUGGCAGCAGUUGCUCCUCCGAUGACCACAGGACAUCCAUGUCCGGCGUAGACAGCGACGACGAACAGCUCGUGGUGGUCUCCAACGAUCGAAACUCUCCACCGGUGGGUGCCUCGUUGCUGCCGAAAUACACGAAUAACAAUAGCCUUCCGAGUAACAACAACAACCACCACAAUCACCACCAUCUGAAUCAUCAUCAUCAUCAUCAGCAUCACAACAAUCACCACCAGCGACAUCAGAGCUCCUCGUCACUGGUGCGAGGGAGCGGGAGUGACUCAGAUAUGGAAGAUACCGAAACCGAAUACGAACGGGAAGUGAAACGCAUGAAACUGCAGGGUACAACCCCACUGGAUCUGACAACGAAAGUCUGAGACGAACUGUUCGCUAUCCAGUGCUCGAAAAACAAACAAACAAUCAGAAUCUGUGACAAAAGUCGUGUGGACCCACCAAAACAUAAUCAUAAUAUUACGGAACGUUGGGCUAGUGUUCUUUGUUAAACUAGUUAGUACACUAAUGUGCCGCUCGAAAUACGGUGCAAUUUGGCACGGGAUGGCACCAUUCCGGUUACGUAGCCCGAACCUGCGCACAACUGAACAUAUCUAUUUGUUAGGAGAUUAAAAGAAUGACAUAUCAACCAAAUAAACGAACAAGUAUUGUCAUCGCACAAAAUGACUGGAAUGAGAAAUAAAAGUCCUCGUGUAAGAUGUAGUUUAAAUUUGUAAAUAGUAUCGAACUCAUUGAUGAGUGCGAUGAGUUUAAAACUGAGAGAAUCCCAUGACCAUGAAGUUAGAAUGGCAAACUGCAAAUGAAAAUUGUAUUAUAAAAGAUAGUCUCGUAGCUCUCGGCCAGCAGUUCACGAACGAUCGAAAAUAUGUGCCAGUAGCAUAAUUUAUAUAUGAAAAACAGUCUAGUUUUGUAGUAUUAAAUUUGAUCUGAUUUGAUGAAAGAAGAAAUCAAAAUAAAAAGACAAAAGGACAACACGGUCAGUAGAAAAAAAGAAAACGGUUUCCUUUUUCCGCGACAAACGGAUUCGACAAACCAACCAAAUUUUAUCUAGAUAGGGAAACUUGUACAAUGCAUCAGUAUACUGAACAACAAACUAGUUUGUAUCAUGUUUAAGUCCAAAUAUUUAUUUCUCGCUAGCAGUGACAGACAACCCUCAUGCUGAACACCUCCUCAUAUUGUAUAUUCCUAACAAAGCUCCUCAUGGGGUCCCUCUCGAUCAGUUUAACUGGUCUACGGAUGCACUCGUCUAAGCACUUCAUCGACUCUUCAAUCCUUUGAAGAGCGAAGGCGUCCUCUAAGGUGGGCCCCACUUUAACUCGUCAGAUGUCCAAGAUGUUUGCCUACUGCAGUCAUUUCUGUCAUCGUAACCGACGUACUUAACUGCAACAUAUUACAUAUAAAAAAAAACCCUACAGCUGCUGCUGUCUGCGUGUCUGUGCACCAUUUUUGCGGCUACUGGAAUUCUCGUGCUGCCAACCGAGAACUGGUCCCCGCUGAUUAAGCACAUACAAAUUAAUGUCAGUUCUCAUUCAGUAUAAUCAUAAUUUUUCUUUCGUCCUCCUCCACCGGGGUCCAUCUCGAGCUAAUCGCAUCUUCCAGCUCGAUCCGUUCGCCGUGUAAAAUCUCCUCCGGGUCCGAAGGUGCGAACUGACAAGAAAACACAAGUGUGCAAAAAGCAUAAAAGCAUCUUGAUCCUCAUAUAACGAGCAAAGAUCCCAAAAUCGCUCAAGGGCAUCAAUUCUAAUAAAUCUGCAUAGUAGAGGCUAAGCGACAGCCAAACUAACUCACUGGACCCCGAGAGCCUGCUUUUCUCAUCAUAAACCGAGACUGUUUCCCGCAGUAUCCGUGGUAAAUCUGUUGCAAACUUCACGACCAGAUCCAGUUUAUCUUACAGGCUACUCAUCUCCACGAACGGAAAAAAAUCUCGCUUACACUAAAUUAAAAUACGUCCGUUCACAUAAAUCGCACAUUUAGCCGAAUACGAAAAACACAAAUCUUACAAAUCUGUAGCCAACUGGCUUGCUCUUACUUUCUCUCUCUCUCUCUCUCUCUGUCGUAAGCGCUUAUACACACAAAUGACAACAUACACUGUUUAAUAGUCCAAUUUCUCAUCAUGUGCUGCAAAAUAAAAUAAAAGCUGUAAACUUGCUCGAAAUGACCAAGGAACCCGAACAGGUAGACAAACAUCUAGCAAUAGAGCGCAGAGAAAUGCGAAAUGAACGAACGAAGUAAGAAAAAGAAGAAAAAAACAGAGUUGUUAAAUUAAGGUUAGUUAGUCCAAUGUGUAGGUUAAUUUCGUUUUUAAGUGGAACCCAUAAAACACAUACGCAAGGCACACGGAGAUGUGGUACAGUUUUAAUUUGGGACCAAUUUUUACGCAAACAGGAGAAGAAAACUGCUAGACAGAAAAUAAUGAAAAAAAACAACACGAACUGCGGUGUGUGAGAAUUCGCCUCAUAAACAAUCAAUCGUAGCAGCAGAAGAGUGAAAACAAGUUCGAAUGCAUAACGAAGAGGAAAAAAAGUGAUCUAUUGGUUCGCAAACGAGAAAGCUCAGUCAAACUGCUUAACGAUUACUGUUGUGAAAUGGUUAUUUUUUAAUCAAUAGUAUAGCGUUGAUGCAUAUCGUAACAAUAUUUUAUAUCAAGUCCUAGAUUUAGUGAAGCCAAGGUUUAACAUAAAAAAAAUUGUUGAUUGUUGUAAAAAGAAAUAAAUUUUAAGAAAGAAAAAUUUUGAAAACUAUUUACCAUAUCGAUUGAAGGUUAUCGAA
Messenger RNA from Malaya genurostris, 5065 nucleotides. Its product is annotated as knirps-related protein-like. Gene Ontology annotation, molecular function: sequence-specific DNA binding; DNA-binding transcription factor activity; zinc ion binding. Lineage: Eukaryota; Metazoa; Arthropoda; Insecta; Diptera; Culicidae. The transcript has 3 exons. Gene Ontology annotation, biological process: regulation of DNA-templated transcription. The record is from RefSeq and is a predicted model, not a curated record. The coding region runs from base 1276 to 2661 and encodes 461 amino acids.